Solea senegalensis (Senegalese sole) is the source of this 3137-nucleotide messenger RNA. RefSeq names its product RAB40c, member RAS oncogene family (gene rab40c). Gene Ontology annotation, biological process: intracellular signal transduction; protein localization to plasma membrane. The coding region runs from base 1684 to 2523 and encodes 279 amino acids. The record is from RefSeq and is a predicted model, not a curated record. NCBI's taxonomy places the organism in Eukaryota, Metazoa, Chordata, Actinopteri, Pleuronectiformes, Soleidae. Gene Ontology annotation, cellular component: synaptic vesicle; endosome; plasma membrane. Gene Ontology annotation, molecular function: GTP binding; GTPase activity. The transcript is spliced from 6 exons.
UCGUACCUGAUGGUUCUGAUUCAGGACCUGGUGUGAACCUUUGUUUUCCACGGCUCUCCCACCGUCUGCGUGCUGUUGUUGACAGUCGACUGUAACGGACGUGUGGCAAAGCCAAUCAAAUGCCACUACCAUGUCGCUGCGGUAUCGGCGUCCAAUCACGUUGGAGCUGGGGCGGCGUUAAGCUUUAGGGAGGGAGCAGGGACACGGACACCGCUGCUCUGUCAGCUGCGCCUUCUAUCAGUGUUGUUAUCCCGCGGUCAGAGAAGGUAGACCCCGCUGUGACUGUGGUUCAGUGUCGCGGAGAACAAUGUUGAAAUCACGGAGUGAGCUUCGUGAAGGAACCCGUGGGGAUUCGGAGUGGACUUAAACAUUCAUACGCCGCAGAGCGGAGCGGAACUUUCUGGACAAAACACAGCGAAGUCACGGGAGUCUUUGUGCCCGGACUGACGCGCUGAGCCGCGGGCCCCAAAUCACACUGACGUCCCGCUGGAGCGGAGUUGCGGGCUAAGCUAGCUGACGGACCGAUCAUUUACUUUUGCUGGGACCAAAGCCAAGUGUUUCACGGAGUAACAGCUGAGUGAUAGCAGUUAAUGUCGUGCAGUCGUGGCGUUUUGUUCCGAGUCUUUACGUAAAUAAUCACUGGUUUAUUACGUGUCUUCGUCAGUGAUUACAGCUAAGCUAAAAGGCUAAGCUAGCUGAGUGACAGCGCUAGCUUGUUGUUUCCUCUGCUGAGUAAAGAAAAGACACAACAUUUUCCAGGUUUGGUGUUUGUUUAAGCUGAUUACUGUCAACAUUAGUGUGUUCUUGUCUAAUUAGCUGUGUUCGUGUCACGUAUCACCCACUUUAUUAUUAAUAUCCUAUCAAAAAAACACGGAUAUUGGCCUGUUUCAUCCUGUUAGAAAAUAGUUUGUUUUUUUCAUCUUAAUUGUAUAUGAAUUAUUUACUAUUAUAUACUGUAUAUAUGUCUUACCUCUGGUUCUGGUUAUAUCACUUAAAAGUGGUGAGUUAUCAGCAAGAAAGACUUACAGGUUUGUCUAGUUAUGUAGUUAAGUAUUAAUUGGUUAUUAAUAAACUGCUAAAUUAAUCAGCAGCUUUUUGGAUCAUCGACUAAUCAUUUAGUGAUUUGAUUAGUUUUUGUAAGAAAGAAAUGAAGUUGUGUGAUUUUAGCUGCUUCUUUGCUGCAAGUAAACAGUGUUUUCGUCAUUAUCAUUUUCAGGUUUGGAAAAGUGAAGAACAUUUGUUUGACAUUUUAUGGACCAAAUAAUAAUUCCAUUAACUGUGAAGACACUAGUUUGACCAAACAAACGUAGUACAAACACAUUUGAUUUCUUUGUCUCUUCAGAGCCACACUCUUUGCAUCCAUGUUAUUAUUCAGACGGGACUUUUGCGUGAGACGGUUCUGUGGUUUUAGCCUGAAAAUUACUGUCACACACAGUAGAAGAGUUUGGAGGAGUUAAAGGAAAACAAAACAAAGGACUUUAAACUGUGAGUUCACCCUCCUGUUCAGCUCAAGUUCAUGGAAUAACAGACAAACAGAAAUCAUCAUCUGUUGUGGGUUAAGGAAGAAGAAGAAAAAGAAGAAGAGUGUGUGAAGGUUGGUUGAACAUCCUGUUGUCAAGGGAGGGAGUUGUGGGUCGCUCGUCUUCAGCCUCCAUUGGAGCCUGGGCUCAGAUGUGAGACGUCAUGGGCAGCCAGGGAAGCCCGGUGAAAAGCUACGACUACCUGCUCAAGUUCCUCCUGGUUGGUGACAGUGAUGUGGGCAAGGGAGAGAUCCUGGACAGCUUACAGGACGGAUCAGCGGAGUCCCCGUACGCGUACAGCAGUGGCAUCGACUAUAAAACCACCACCAUCCUCUUGGACGGGAGACGAGUGAAGCUGGAGCUGUGGGACACGUCGGGACAAGGCAGGUUCUGCACCAUCUUUCGCUCUUAUUCCCGCGGAGCUCAGGGAAUCCUGCUUGUGUAUGACAUCACCAACAAGUGGUCGUUUGACGGCAUCGUCCGGUGGAUCAGAGAGAUCGAUGAGCAUGCUCCGGGCGUUCCUCGCAUCCUCGUAGGCAACAGGCUACAUCUGGCCUUCAAGCGUCAGGUCCCCACAGAGCAGGCCAGGGCGUACGCCGAGAAGAACGGCAUGACGUUCUUCGAGGUGAGCCCUCUGUGCAACUUCAACGUCAUCGAGUCCUUCACAGAGCUGUCGCGAAUCGUCCUGAUGAGGCACGGCAUGGAGAAGUUCUGGAGGCCUAACAGAGUCUUCAGCCUCCAGGAUCUCUGCUGCAGAGCCAUUGUGUCGUGCACUCCGGUCCACCUCAUUGACAAGCUCCCGCUGCCGGUCGCCAUCAAGUCCCACCUCAAAUCUUUCUCCAUGGCCAACGGCAUGAAUGCCGUCAUGAUGCAUGGACGCUCUUACUCUCUGGCCAACCCGGCCGGCGGAUCCAAAGGCAACAGUCUGAAGCGCUCCAAGUCCAUCCGUCCCCCACAGAGUCCCCCGCAGAACUGCACCCGCAGCAACUGUAAGAUCUCCUAAUGACCGGCGUCCUGGAGGAGACCGCGAGCGAGCCGGUGAGUGUGUGGUGUCAGGACACGGGCGGUCAGGAUGUCGUUACUUGGACCAAAAGAGAACUAUGAAGGUCUGAGGAGCAGAAAGGAUGCGUGUAAAGGGAUGAAUGAGACCUUCCUCCCUCUGUUGUGAGUUAAUUUGAAGAGUAGGAAGUACUGUGCGGGUGUGGGAAAGACGCCUAAGGAUAUCAGAGAACAUCCACAGACACCCAAUUUCACACUAUAUCCAACUGCUCGAGUGAGAGAAGAGGCUCCAGAGUGACCCCUGCCUGCUGGAGUGUUCACUACAUGUACAGAAAUUGCUCACCUGAUUAGUUACUCACGUAAAUCACGUCACUUGUGUCACCUCGACAUCACUUCUUCACUUCAAAGUGCAGGUGAAGCACUGAACAGCACGACUGUGGUUUAUUUCAUUUUUGUCUUUGCUAAAAACGUCACUGUCAAACUCCAUAUGAAUCCCGCGGCGUCUGCUACAUUAGCAUCUGGCAGCUACAGUAUCGGCUAACAGCAGACAAAGAUGCUACAGUGUCUUUCAGCAGUGCUGUCUCCUCUGUUCAAUAUUGACAUUUGACACAUUUGCUC